Molecule: messenger RNA, 1182 nt
Organism: Trichechus manatus latirostris (Florida manatee)
Lineage: Eukaryota; Metazoa; Chordata; Mammalia; Sirenia; Trichechidae
Product: multidrug resistance-associated protein 9-like
Exons: 8
Biological process (GO): transmembrane transport
Cellular component (GO): membrane
Molecular function (GO): ATP binding; ABC-type transporter activity
Source: RefSeq, a predicted model, not a curated record
AUGGUGGGUGAAGGUCCCUACCUUAUCUCAGAUCUGGACUGGUGAGGCCAAAGGAGGUCCUCUUUCGAGAGAUAUGACCCCAGCCUGAAGACCAUGAUUUCAAUGCAACUCUAUGCAAGGUUGGCCCCCAACCCGGUGGAUGAUGCGGGGUUGCUCUCCUUUGCCACGUUUUCCUGGCUCACGCCAGUGAUGAUUCAAGGCUACAAGCACACGCUGACUGUGGACACCCUGCCCCAAUUGUCGCCGUAUGACUCAUCCGACACCAACGCCAAAAGAUUUCGAAUCCUUUGGGAUGAAGAGGUAGAAAAGGUGGGUGCUGAGAAAGCCUCCCUGGGCCAAGUGGUCUGGAAAUUCCAGCGGACACGGGUUCUGAUGGACAUUGUGGCCAACAUCCUGUGCAUCGUCAUGGCAGCCAUAGGGCUGACAGUUCUCAUUCACCAAAUCCUCCAGCAGACCGAGAACACCUCCAGGAAAGUCUGGGUUGGCAUCAGCCUCUGCUUUGCCCUUUUUGCCACCGAGUUUACCAAAGUCCUCUUUUGGGCCCUUGCCUGGGCCAUAAAUUACCGCACGGCGAUCCGGUUGAAAGUGGCCAUCUCCACCGUGGUUUUCGAAAACCUGGUGUCCUUCAAGACGCUGACGCGCAUCUCUGUUGGCGAGGUGCUCAAUAUACUCUCAAGCGAUAGCUAUUCCUUGUUUGAAGCUGCCUUGUUUUGUCCCUUGCCAGCCACCAUUCCUAUCCUAAUGGCUGUUUGUGCAGUGUACGCCUUUUUCAUUCUGGGGCCCACGGCGCUCAUCGGGAUAUCCGUGUACGUCAUAUUCAUUCCCAUCCAGUUAUCAGGACAGGAAGGGGCCUUGGAAAUCAUGGCAUCUGACCUGUACUGGCUGCUGGACGUAAGAAAGAGGGAAAGGAAGUUACUGGAAAGAGCUGGAUUUGUCCAAAGUGGAAAUUCAGCCCUGGCGCCCAUCGUGUCCACCAUAGCCAUUGUGUUGACAUUCUCCUGCCACAUCCUCCUGAGACGCAGGCUCACGGCCCCCGUGGUAAGAACCAUCUCCGGAUCUGGCCUCUUUUGCAUCCCACCACAGCCAGUCCCAGCACACUUUGCCACAUUUCAGCCCCACUUGCCGGAGAACUGGCCGUCUCUUUACAAGAAGGGCUCAUGCUGCACCUUGGAGCCCCUGUGA